AUGGCCAGCGAUACUACUGUAUCGUUUCCUCCUGACAUUAUUAAUCACGUAAAAAAACAAACAGCGGUAUAUUGUGGUGUGGAUCCUACUGCACCUAGUUUACACUUAGGAAACUUAUUAACGUUAAUGGGAUUAUUACAUUUCAAUGUUAUCGGUCAUCGUACGAUUGUUUUGAUCGGUGGUGCAACGGGUCUAAUAGGGGACCCAUCAGGACGUAAUACAGAACGUCAACCCAUGUCGGUUACCACAAUAGAACAUAAUGUAACAGCUCUCAAUCAGCAAUUAUGUCGUAUAUUUAAUAAUGGACUUGUGUACGCAUCAAGACGUGGAUUCGUAUUAACCAAUGAACUUGAUAAUUUUUUGGUUAUGAAUAAUUUGGAAUGGUUUCGUAAAAUGACAGCUCUUGAGAUGUUAAACAAUAUAGGAAGAUAUUUUAGAGUUGGACCAAUGUUAAUGAAAGAUAGUGUCAAAUUAAGGAUGGAAAAUGAAGGGGGAAUAAGUUUCACAGAGUUUUCUUAUCAAUUACUUCAAGCUUAUGAUUUUUGGUAUUUGUAUAAUCAUCAUCAAUGUCGAAUUCAGUUAGGAGGUAGUGAUCAAUGGGGAAACAUCACUGCAGGCAUUGACCUGAUCAAUAAAAAGAAAAAUCAUGAAAUGAUUGAUGAUAAGAAUAUCAAAGAUAAGUUAAGAGAUGUAUUUGGAAUUACAAUUCCUUUGUUGUUGACUUCGACAGGAGAAAAGUUUGGCAAAUCUACAGGAAACGCGAUUUGGUUGAAUGAAAAUUUAACUAAUGUAGAAAAAUAUCUUUUGAUGUUUACAUUGUUAAAUGCUGAAGAAAUAACUCAGAUUAUGAAAACACAUGUGGAAUCACCAGAAAAGCAUUAUGCGCAAGAAAAGUUGGCAUCUGAGAUUACGGAACUUGUGCAUGGAUUACAAGGUCUCAAAAAAGCACAAUUUGCUACUAGUAUUUUAUUUGAUACACCAACUAAAGAUAUGUCUGGUCACGACAUAAUUGACGCAUUUGCAAAUGACUCACGAUGUUUAACUACCGUUAAACGUAAUGAUGUUCUAAAUUGUUCAAUUGAUCGCGUAGCUGUUGUUGCUGGUGCAUGCAAAUCACGUAGUGAAGCUAACAAAUUGAUUAAAUCUGGAGGAUUGUAUUUGAAUAGCAAACGUAUUGGAGAUCCACAAUAUCAAUUGCAAGAAAAUGAUUUAGUUGAUGGUAUCGUUUGUAUAUUUAGAAUAGGUAGAAGUAAUUAUCGACUGGCUCAAAUUGUUGAUUGA
Messenger RNA from Dentiscutata erythropus, 1281 nucleotides. The record is from the annotation of a GenBank genome assembly. Lineage: Eukaryota; Fungi; Glomeromycota; Glomeromycetes; Diversisporales; Gigasporaceae.